Mesocricetus auratus (golden hamster) is the source of this 2989-nucleotide messenger RNA. It is a transcript of the gene Satl1, whose product is annotated as spermidine/spermine N1-acetyl transferase like 1. NCBI's taxonomy places the organism in Eukaryota, Metazoa, Chordata, Mammalia, Rodentia, Cricetidae. The record is from RefSeq and is a predicted model, not a curated record. Bases 291 to 2888 code for a protein of 865 amino acids. The transcript has 6 exons. Gene Ontology annotation, molecular function: N-acetyltransferase activity. Gene Ontology annotation, cellular component: cytosol.
UCUUCUGGCCUGUUGGCAGGGAAAGGCCAGAUGGCAGGCUGAAAUCCAACUAAGCUUGUUGUGGUCUCUAGUGAAGUCAACUCCAGCACAUCAGAACCUCCAAUACACCUUCCUCAGGUCGUCAUCUCUAUUUCCUAUUCUAACCAUGACAGAGGAAUAUCUCCAAGUGUGAACUGAGACAAACUGGAAACAGCUGGCAACUUUUAACCACAGCAUUGUAGUCAAAAGAUCCUGUCUAUCAAGACUCUCACAAAUCAGUUGUUUACCAACCCAUCAUCUGCCAACCAGUCAUGGACCAAUCAGGCAUAAACCAACCAGACAUGAACCAACCAGAUGUAACACAACCAUCUGCAAGUGAACCAGAGAUGAACCAUCCAGACAUCAGACAACCAGCCACAAACCAAACAGACAGAAGCCCACACAAUCUGAACCAACCAGGGCCAAGCCAACCAAACAUCAACCAGCCAAGCAUGAGCCAGAAUGGCAUGAACAAUCCAGAUGUGACAAGAUCAGAUGCAAGCCAACCAGACAUGAACCAACCAGACCUGAGCCAACCCAAUAUGAAAGAACCAGAGCCAAGCAUGGACCAGCCAGUCAUGAACAAACCAGAUAUGAGCCAACAAGGUUUGAGGCAGCCAGACCCAAGCCAAAUGGGUAUGAAAAAAACAGGUACAAGUAAACCAUGCAUGAAUCAAGCAGGCAUGAGUCAAACAGGCAUAUGGCAGUCAGGUUCACCUCUGCCUAUCAGAAAUCAAAGGAACCCAUGGCAAUGUGGUACAGGGUAUCCAGGCAAGAGACCACCAGACAUGUGGCAAACAGACCAAAGCCAUCAGGGAAUGAGACAAUUAGACACAGUACAACAAGACCCAAGCUAUGCAGGACAGAGACAACCAGAUACAUUGAAACCAGAUCCAAGUUAUCCAGGAAUAAAACAAACAGAGCCAUGGCAAUGGGAACCAAGCUCUCCAAGCUUGAGAAUAACAGACACAUAUCAAUGCAACAUAAGCUACGUAGGCAAAAAAUAUCCAAAUUCAUGGCAAACAUGCCUAAAUCACCCAGGCAUUGGACAAUUAGACUUCAAACAACCAGGUCCCACAGAACCAGGUAUGAAACGAUCUGACACAUCACAACCAGGCCCUAAUCAACAAAGUAUGAGACUACUAAGCUCAGGGCACCUAGGCCCUAGCCGAUCAGGUAUAGCUUGGUCAGAAACACAACAACCAGGCCCUAGACCACAAGAUAUGAUACCAUUAGACACAAAGAAAUUUUGCCCCAACCAAUCAGGCGUGACAAAAUCUGACAUGUGUCAAUCAGGCCCCAGACAAUCUAGCAUGAAAGAGUUUGACACAUGGCAAUCAGGCACCAGUCAACCAGGUAGGUCUGAAACAUGGCAAUCAGGCACCAGUCAACCAAGCAGGAAAGAGUUUGACUCAUGGCAAUCAGGUACCAGUCAACCAAGCAGGAAAGAGUUUGAAACAUGGCAAUCAGGUACCAGUCAUCUAAGCAGGUUUGAAACAUGGCAAUCAGGCACAAGUCAAUCAGGCAUGAAACAGUUGGAUUCAUGGCAAUGGGGUUCCAACUACCCAGACAGGACACAAUCAGACAAAUGGACAAUAGGCCCUAGCUCCCUAAGUAUGAGACAAUGGGAUUCAUGGCAAACAGGCCAAAGCCAAAUGGGCAUGAGAUAUUCAGACUCGUGGCCAUGGGGCCCAAACUCAGGCAUGAGACACUCAGAUUUAUGGCAACCAAGCCCUGGCCAAUCAGGCAUGAGACAAUCAGAUGCAUGGCAAACAUCUCCAAGCCACCUAGGCAUGAAACAACUGGAUACAUGGCAACGAAUUCCCAGCAUCCCUGGGGUAAGACAAUUAUAUACAUGGCAGCCAAGCCCAAGUUGUUCAGGGACAAGACAAUCAGAAAAAUGGCAACUGUGUCCCAGCAACCCAGACAUGAGACAAUCAGAUACUUGGGAACCAAUGUCAAGGCAAUCAAAGGCAAGCACCAGCCAACUGGGUUUGGGCCAAGAAGACAUGGAACAAUCACAGAAAAGUCAACCAGAAACCACUCAACUAGACAAAAAACAAUUAGAAACAAGCCAACCAGAUACCACCCAAUCAGGAACUAGUGAAUUGGAUACAAGCCAACCAGACACUAUCCAGUCAGGCCAAGGAGGAAUGACACAAUCAGAUACAUCAGAGCCAACUCCAAGCCAACCAGAGAGAAAAGCCAACCCAUCAGACAACACCAGCAACUCAGACCCAAGUCAGGUAGUCAUAAGUCAACCAGGUGAAAGUCAAUUACAGCCAAGCGUAUCAAGCAUGAGUGAUUUAGGUACAAGUCAAGAAAGAAUGAUCCAAUCAUCCAUGAGAAAAGCAAAUACUGCUCCUUUCCACAUAAGACCUGCUAUGCCUCAAGAUUGCCCAGAGAUCCUACGACUGAUAAAAGAAAUGGCUUCCCAUGAAGACAUGCAAGAAGAAGUGACAUUAACAGAACUGGAUUUAUUCAGGGAUGGUUUUGGAAAUAAUCCCCUUUUCUACUGCCUGAUUGCUGAAUCACCCAAUCAAGAAACAGAAUCGGGAUUCAAAACUAUUGGCUUUGCCAUGUACUACUACACAUAUGACCCAUGGGUUGGCAAAAUGCUUCACCUAGAGGAUUUUUACAUCAGUGAAGAGUACCAAGGUCUAGGUAUUGGAGCUGAAAUACUGAAGAAGUUAAGUCAGAUAGCCAUCAACACCCAAUGCAGUGCCAUGCAAUUUCUUGUUGUCAUUUGGAAUCAAGAUUCUGUUGAAUACUACACUCGCCUAGGGGCUUCAGACCUUUCCUGUGAGGAAGGCUGGCAUCUGUUCAGGUUUAACAUUGAAGAUCUCCUAGAACUUGCUGAGGAAGAAUGAAAAAAACCUAGUUACAACUCAUCAUAAUAUAGGCCUCAACAUUUGAAUGUCACCUUAGAACCAUCGCUUCAACAUCAAAUGUUGUGAAAUAAAGCAAGUGA